GACACUCAACCCUAAUUUUGACAAUACACCUAUUAAACCCUCGUAUCCACUUUACGCUCUCUUCCUUAAAGCAGCAGCACCUGAAGCAGAGGCCAAAAGCAGAGCUUCACAGAUUCUUAUCGACCUUCGCUUCACUGCUUGAACUGCCAAGAUGUAUACAUCAAGGAAGAAGAUCCACAAGGACAAGGAUGCUGAACCCACUGAAUUUGAAGAGACAGUUGCUCAGGCAUUGUUUGAUUUGGAGAAUACCAACCAAGAUUUUAGGGCCGAGUUGCAAGAUCUGUAUAUAAACUCAGCAGUUCAAAUGGAUGUUUCUGGAAACCGCAAGGCAGUUGUCAUUUAUGUACCCUACAGAUUGAGGAAGGCAUUCCGCAAGGUUCAUUUACGUCUUGUUAGAGAACUGGAGAAAAAGUUCAGUGGAAAGGAUGUUGUCCUGCUUGCCACCAGGAGGAUAUUGAGGCCACCAAAGAAAGGCUCUGCUGUUCAGCGACCUCGCACCCGCACACUAACCGCUGUUCAUGAAGCCAUGCUUGAAGAUAUGGUGCACCCUGCUGAGAUUGUUGGGAAGCGCACCAGAUACCGAAUUGAUGGAUCCAAAAUAAUGAAGGUUUUGUUGGACCCAAAGGAGAAAAACAAUACUGAGUACAAGCUGGAGACAUUUGCUGGAGUAUACAGGAAGCUUACCGGGAAGGAUGUAGUUUUUGAAUAUCCAAUUACAGAAGCUUGAAGAACUUUGAUGGGACAAGCUUAUGUGCUGUGCUUAUUUAUUUUAGAGUUCUUAAUUGCAUUGGAUAGGGGUACUAUUUGAAAUUUUGACUGUGAUUUAAGUUUGUUUUUCAAAUAGGACAAAUGAAUAUUUUGUUGAAAUACUCUUUCUGCGGCCUUCACAUUAAUGAAUCUUUUUGGCUUUCUUAAUUCCUGGUUACGGAAGAAA
Theobroma umbraticum is the source of this 934-nucleotide messenger RNA. RefSeq names its product small ribosomal subunit protein eS7-like. Gene Ontology annotation, molecular function: structural constituent of ribosome. The record is from RefSeq and is a predicted model, not a curated record. Gene Ontology annotation, cellular component: small-subunit processome; 90S preribosome; ribosome. Gene Ontology annotation, biological process: ribosomal small subunit biogenesis; rRNA processing; translation. Lineage: Eukaryota; Viridiplantae; Streptophyta; Magnoliopsida; Malvales; Malvaceae.